UACAUAUUGCAAAUCUUGGCAUCUCUCCAAUAUGACGUGAAAAGCAUGUACCAGAUCUGUCUUAAAGAAAGGUCCUCUUUCUUAAAAGCUACGUAUGUUGGAAAUAAUAUACAUGCCUGCUAAUCUAGCAGAAUAUUAUUCGCUGUAACUACACAACAAUGCUACGACCAUCGUUGAUCAAAAGGCUGCUGGUAAUUGUAUUCAGUUGCAACAUGACAUUAGCUCUGAACGAGUCGAUUUCUUGUCCUUCCAUUCUGAACAUCACCAUCAAUUGGAUAGAACUUAUGCCAUUCUUGUUCUUUAGCUUGGAGUACAACAACAAAACGGGGCUGGCCGCCGGUUAUUUACCGUAUUAUAUGCAGCGUGCUUCUAACAAAUGUGGCUGUCCAAUGAUGAGCUUCAACUAUCAAAGAAUGAAUAUUUCCUCGUCUGAAGAGAUGGAGAUCAAAAUUCGACGCAGUCUUCGAACAACAACUCCAGAAUUGUAUUUUCCCAUAUUUGCUAAUCGUAAAGAAUCGACUCAAUUCCAGAGACCAUUUCUAGCGUUAUUCCAGUCCCCGGGACCUGCAGUUGUUGAGUUUGAAGUUGGUUCUUGGAGUGAAAAGAUGUCAACGGUCAAAAUGGUUUUCAAGACUUGGCCUAUUUUGUCUGUUUGUUUGCUGUUUGGUUUACUGGCAGGUUUUAUCGUAUGGGCCAUUGAGCAUCGAAAAAAUCCCGAAGAAUUCCCCGCCAAGUUUCCGCACGGUGCUCUGGCUGGCAUAUGGUGGUCAUUCGUUACCAUGACAACCGUGGGGUACGGCGAUAAAACAACCCGCACUUUGUGGGGUCGUAUGUUCGCAGUGUUUUGGAUGGUUCUCGGGACUAUUGUAAUGUCCAUGUUUACUGGUCAAAUAACAGCUAAUCUCACGUCCAAUGAAAUGGCUACGGUUGACUUGAUGGAUACUAAGGUCGCUGUGCCGAAAGGAAUGAAGACGUUCAUCAAGCAAGAAAUGAACCUUGGAGCUCGUGAUAUUGUGGAUAUGACCUACGACGAAAUGUUAACUAGUGUAUCUGAGGGGAUAACUAUUGAAUACUUCAUGAUACACGAUUACCACAUGGCAAGGCAAUGGCUGAAAUCAGAUACAGACGCAAAAAUAGUCAAAAUCAUUGACCGCCAGUUUGCUAUUGGGAUGUUAGUAACUGGUGACUUUGAUCGUGUGAAAAGCAUGUUAACCUGCUUACAAAGAGAGGUCAUUGAUUCGUAUCAAAUUAACCUGGCCGAAGAGAAAUCUAACGAAGCAAGUGGCUCUUGGUCGUCCAGCAAUAAACAAGAAACCAGCCUCACUUCUCAACAUGUUCUUCUGAUAGUCAGUGGCGRUGUUUUGCUCCUUUGUGUAUUGUUUGGUUUCUUGAUGGCGUGUGUACGGACAAGAAAAACGGCUUCGAUUCAAUCAGAUGUCGAGGAAGGUACAUCACGUCCACCAUUUGCUACAGAACUUCCAAUAAUCCUGAAAACGGAAACCUAAAGUAUUCGGUAUACAAAACUACUCCUAGUUAGAAACAAUAUAUGAAUGUAAAGGAGUUUCAUAAUAUGCCCACUUUCCGCUCAUACAGCACAAUUAGGAUGAAGGGGGCGUCUCUAGUCAAAUCGCUGCAACAGUGUUGUUUCCAUUCAUGACGUGACGUUCCAUAAUGGCGCCGCGUGCAUUUGUAGACGUUUUAUUCUUCAGUUUUUUAAUAAAAAAGUUAUAGCGCAUUCAACGACGAUUCAAAAUGAAAAGAGCACUCAUUUAACUUCUAAUUUGACUCAUUUAAGAUGAUGGACAUGAGGUUUGACAUGAGAAAACAGCAGAUCGUAAGAAACAAAAACGGCUGAUCAUCAAGACGUUCAACGAUAAAUUCAAAUAUCGAGAAAUGGUUAGAUGAAAAUACAAAACAGGUUGUACACGACCAUAAAAACAACUAAAUAGGAGGCUGAUUUAGCAUUAAAAAGCGUUCCAAUCUGCGAUUUAGACUCUCUUUUGUUCCAUUGUCCUACUGCCAUAUGGCGUUUUACUGAUAUCAACAAAAACAGGAAUUCCUAUGCAAUCCAUAGGUUGCUAUGUGACGUCACGUAUGGGAACAACACAAUCCUGAAAUGGCAGGCAGAAAACCAAAGAGAUGCCCUCUAAUCGAGAUAUUGGAACCAUUCAAAAUGGACGUCCUUGCUGAACUGUGCGACUUUUGAAAGGAACCGUACACUUUUAUUAACUACUACUUUUUGCACCUCACAAUGAUUUCGCAAUCAUUGAGUAUAAAUGUUUCCAAUUCUGACGACAGCUCUGGUCAAGUUUAAUGAAAAAUAUCGCACUGGCACAAAACAAACAAAAGAAGCCAAACAAAUUAUAAUCACUAACUAAAUGCAAUUGCACAGCUGUAGUCCAUUAACCUUGACCAGCCGAUUAACAUGGACAAGAGAAUAAGUCACGUUAUAUCGACGCUUUAAGGCCGGAGAAUUGGAUUUGGAAUUGGAGUGAAAACCUUACGUCAUAAGCAUAGACACAAGCUUUAAAAAAAAAAAAAAUUAAGAGCGACUGUCCAGAAAUAUCGAGCACGGGGCGGCCACAGUCAAAAAAUAAAAGUCCUUCAUUUUU
Messenger RNA from Actinia tenebrosa (Australian red waratah sea anemone), 2612 nucleotides. RefSeq lists its product as uncharacterized. Gene Ontology annotation, biological process: potassium ion transmembrane transport; action potential. NCBI's taxonomy places the organism in Eukaryota, Metazoa, Cnidaria, Anthozoa, Actiniaria, Actiniidae. Gene Ontology annotation, molecular function: ligand-gated monoatomic ion channel activity; delayed rectifier potassium channel activity. The record is from RefSeq and is a predicted model, not a curated record. Gene Ontology annotation, cellular component: membrane; voltage-gated potassium channel complex.